AUGUCGACAUUCAACGGACUUGUCGCAGAGUUUCCUGACAUCCGAAGUGAGCUGCCGAACCCUGGAAGGGACAUCACGGGCGUGCACUCACCAUCCGCGUCCACACGGGAGAUGCUCCUCCGUCUCGAGCGCUACCCCUGUCGCAUCAACCACGCCAAAGGUAUCCUCGAGGCACGUGUGCAGACAUACAAGCAUCUGAAGAAUCUCCUCAAGACGCUGCCCUUGGAGACACCCACCACUUUGGAGCUUGCACCGGGCAGCCACAUCCAAGUCACCCUGUUCGACGCGAACCACUGCCCUGGGGCUGUUAUGUUCCUCAUAGAGGACUUACAUCACGCCAUUCUUUACACUGGCGACGUCCGGAGCGAACCUUGGUUCGUCAACUCAAUCGCCAGAAACCCAGCAGUCAUCGAGUACACCUUUGGCCUUAAGGUUCUCGAUAAGAUCUACCUCGACACCUCCUUCAUCAAGGACGUACCGUUCCAAACAAAAGCCGAGGGAAUUGCAGAGUUGCUCCAGAAGGUGGCCUUGUACCCUAAUGACACCAUUUUCCACAUCCAAGCAUGGACCUACGGAUAUGAACAGGUCUGGAUCGCCUUAUCCAAGGCUUUGAAGUCCCGUAUUCAUGUCGACGAUUACAAGAUGCGCAUGUUCUCUUCCUUGACCGGGAAGACAUCCGACGGCCGCUUCGGUUCGUCAAUUCAUCUAUGCCCUGAAGCCCCUGCCCUGGCCGGCUACCUGUGA
Messenger RNA from Colletotrichum spaethianum, 744 nucleotides. RefSeq names its product protein artemis. The transcript is spliced from 3 exons. Lineage: Eukaryota; Fungi; Ascomycota; Sordariomycetes; Glomerellales; Glomerellaceae. Gene Ontology annotation, molecular function: damaged DNA binding; 5'-3' DNA exonuclease activity. Bases 1 to 744 code for a protein of 247 amino acids. The record is from RefSeq and is a predicted model, not a curated record. Gene Ontology annotation, biological process: double-strand break repair via nonhomologous end joining; protection from non-homologous end joining at telomere; interstrand cross-link repair.